Molecule: messenger RNA, 1185 nt
Organism: Hemisphaericaspora subhashii
Lineage: Eukaryota; Fungi; Ascomycota; Pichiomycetes; Serinales; Debaryomycetaceae
Gene: GCV1
Product: glycine decarboxylase subunit T
Exons: 1
Coding region: 1-1185 (394 amino acids)
Biological process (GO): glycine catabolic process
Cellular component (GO): mitochondrion
Molecular function (GO): protein binding; aminomethyltransferase activity
Source: RefSeq, a predicted model, not a curated record
AUGCUUAGAACUUCCGUCAGAUUCAACUCAGCUUCAGCUGGUCCAUUAUUAAAAACCCCAUUAUAUGAAGCCCAUAUUGCCUUACAAGGAAAAAUGGUCCCAUAUGCGGGAUUUGAGAUGCCAGUUUUAUAUAAAGGACAAACUCAUAUAGAAUCACAUAAUUGGGUUAGAUCAAAAGUUGGAUUAUUUGAUGUUAGUCAUAUGUUACAACAUAAGAUUAAAGGUAAAGAUGCUAAAUCAUUAUUACAAAAGAUUACUCCAAUUGAUUUAAAUUUAUUAAAAGUUAAUGAAUUUAGUUUAUCAGUAUUAUUGAAUGAGAAUGGUGGUGUUAUUGAUGAUUGUAUCAUUACUAAACAUGGUGAAGAUGAUUAUUAUAUGGUUACUAAUGCUGGAUGUCGUGCGAAGGACAUUGCUUUUAUUAAAAAAGAAGCUGAACAAUUCAAUUCAGUUGAACAUGAUACUUUUGAAAGUACUUUAUUAGCAAUUCAAGGUCCAAAAUCUCAAGAAAUUUUACAAAAAUUUACUAAUGAAGAUUUAUCCAAGAUUUAUUUUGGACAAAGUAAAUUUGCAAAAUUAUCAACAAUUGGUGGUGAUGUUCAUUUAGCUAGAUCAGGAUAUACUGGUGAAGAUGGAUUUGAAUUAUCAAUUCCUUCAUCUAAUGAAGUUGAAACAAAGGAAUCUUUAACCUUCUUCCAAGAAUUAAUCAACACUUAUCCAGAUGUUGUUAAACCAAUUGGUUUAGCUGCAAGAGAUUCAUUAAGAUUAGAAGCAGGUAUGUGUCUUUAUGGACAUGAAUUAACUGAAGAAAUCACUCCAAUUCAAGCUGCUUUAACUUGGUUAAUUCCCAAGACCCGUCGUGAAGGUAAUCCAGGUUUCAAUGGUGCUAGUACUAUCUUGUCACAAAUUAAAGAUAAAUCUUUACUUAGUACUAGAAGAAUCGGUGUAUUAUCCAAGGGUCCAUCUCCAAGAGAUAACAAUAAGAUCUUUAGUGAAGAUGGUAAGACUGAGAUUGGGUAUAUUACUUCUGGAUCUCCGUCUCCUACAUUGGGUGGUAAUGUUGCUCAAGCUUAUAUUGAUAAGAAAUUUAAGAUUGGAAGUAAUAUUAAGAUUGAAAUUAGAGGAAAAUUAAGAGACGCUACUAUUGCCAAAUUACCAUUUGUUCAAAGUAACUUGUAUAAGCCAUGA